AUGCCUACGGUCAGACCGUAUCUUCCGCCGGUGGGUUCCCCUACGUUCGCGGCUGAUUUAGAGCGAACGGUGGUUGUUAGUUCUGUACAGUUGGAGAAUGAAGGAAUCUUUGAGCAGCCUGAUGUCGUGGGCACCGGUGGUUGCCAGUUACCUUAUAUGGAAGGCUUUGGUGAACCUGAUAGAGUAGAGAAUGCAAUGUGUGACGAUGACUCUGACCAGGAGCUUGUUGAUAUCAUCGGGGACAGCGACGACGACACAGGUGCCAAUCCACAUGCGCAGCAUGGGCCUUCAAGUUCUGCUUCUCAACAGUACCCUCCACACUUCUCCACACUAAACUUGGAGGUUCUUGGUCAACAGGAGAACGGUGGUAACACGGUCGGGGGCUCUUCUACAGAAUUUCAGAUUGGGCAAUCUUUCCAGAAUAAAGAUGAGACUGUGCUGAGUGUGAAGGACUAUAGCAUCCGGCGAGGUGUUGAGUACAGAGUCAUAGAAUCAGAUCAUCUGAAGGCAGAUGCUGCAGUUACGGUAAAAGUACUGCAACAAGCUACAGAAGCCGAUUAUGGUUUCAGGCUUAGUUACAGGAAGGUUUGGAUGGCGAAGCAGAAGGUAGUGGCACAAAUAUAUGGAGAUUGGGAAGAGUCGUACGCGGAGUUGCCAUGUUGGAUGCUAGGAGUACAGUCAACAAUGGCCGGAACAAUAACCAUGUUGAAGACCUCUCCUGUUCGGCUUCGUGGUGAGGUUGAUGAGUCGACGGUGUACUUUCACCGAUUAUUCUGGACAUUCCCACCGUGUAUCGAGGCAUUCCGUCAUUGCAAGUCCCUCGUCAGUAUUGAUGCGAUAGCGCAGGAUGGGAACUCCAACAUCCUCCCUAUUGCAUUCGCCCUUGUGGAAGGAGAAAAUGUAGAGUCGUGGUCAUUCUUCUUGUCCAACCUACGAGAGCAUGUGACUCCUCAGGAGGCUAUCCUUGUAAUCUCUGACAGGCAUAACGGGAUCAAGGCAACGCUUGAGGCACCUGAGACUGGGUGGCUGCCUCCACGUGCUUUCUGA
Arachis duranensis is the source of this 1047-nucleotide messenger RNA. RefSeq lists its product as uncharacterized. Bases 1 to 1047 code for a protein of 348 amino acids. NCBI's taxonomy places the organism in Eukaryota, Viridiplantae, Streptophyta, Magnoliopsida, Fabales, Fabaceae. The record is from RefSeq and is a predicted model, not a curated record. The transcript is spliced from 3 exons.